Pantherophis guttatus is the source of this 5791-nucleotide messenger RNA. RefSeq names its product ubiquitin protein ligase E3B (gene UBE3B). The record is from RefSeq and is a predicted model, not a curated record. Lineage: Eukaryota; Metazoa; Chordata; Lepidosauria; Squamata; Colubridae. Gene Ontology annotation, biological process: protein polyubiquitination; ubiquitin-dependent protein catabolic process. Gene Ontology annotation, molecular function: ubiquitin protein ligase activity; protein binding.
GCGGGCGCUCGGCGGGGGGAGGCCGAGGGAUGGGGGGGCGCGCCGUCGAGGGCCUCGACCCGUAGCAGUCCCGCAGCCCGGCCGGAGCCCCCUCGCCCUUCGCAGGCGUCGCCGCCAACACGCCCCCUGCCAGCCUCUCCAACUGAUGCGCCCAUCGAGAAGCAGCAGCGUUUGGAAGCAGCCAAGAAAUGUGAUGAGAAGCUGCCUGGCAUGAACUUGUUGCUCUCUCCAACAGCCAGAAGAAGCUGCAGUUUGGAGCGAGCGUGAACCAUGUUUGUCUACGGGUGACCUCCAGGCUCUUCUGCAAAACACACCCGCCUGGAGGCCAAAAUGUUCAGCGCAGCCCAAUCAUCCAAGGCCGAGUUCCUGGACAAGGCCCGGCAGGCCCGGGAGGAGCGCCGGGAGCAGAAGGAACGUGAGCAGGCUGCGGUGCGGAUCCAGGCCCUCGUCCGAAGGUUUCUGUGCCGCUGUCGGCUGCAGCGGAAAAUCAGGAGCGAAGUGGAUAACUUCUUUCACACCAGCGGUCCUGCCAAGAAGACAGCCCUUUUGCUUUUUAAAAUCUCCCGAAAGCUGCUCUUUAUUAUCAGACUCCCUCAGGACAAAGAGAGAUUUGAAAAGCUGUGCCGCUGCAUCCUUAGCAGCAUGGAGGCGGAAAACGAUCCUAAGGUGUGGUACGUAUCCCUUGCACUCUCCAAGGAGCUGACUCUCUUAUGGAUCCAGCAAGUGAAGGAUGUGCUGUGGAUUUGCUGUGAAUUUCUGAAGCUGCUCAAGCCAGACAUCUUGCAAGAUUCAAAACUGGUAAAUUUGCACCUCACAAUGCUGGUGACUUUUACGGACACCUCUACCUGGAAAAUCCUGCAGGGAAAAGGAGAAGCCCUGCGCCAUGCUAUGAAUCACAUCUGUGCAAAUAUCAUGGGCCACCUCAACCAGAAGGGGUUCUACUCGGUGCUUCAGAUUUUGCUGACAAACGGCUUGGCAAGGUCUCAACCUUCCUUCUCCAAAGGCACCUUAACAGCAGCUUUUUCUCUUGCCCUGCGCCCGGUGGUUGCGGCUCAGUUUUCCGACAAUCUCUUGCGAUCCUUCUUGAUCCACAUCAUGUCCGUGCCAGCCAUCAUGAGCCAUCUUGCAACACUUACCCCGGAGCGCCUGGCAGUGAUGGAGUCUCAGGAUCUCCUGCGCAAGUUCCUGCUGUUUUUGAGCCGGGAAGAACAAUGCAGAGAUGUCUGCGUGUGUCUGGAAGGAAGCCACACGCUCUGCCUUCUGGGCAACCUCAUCUACUUGGGUUCGCUGAAUGAGAAGGUGCUGCAGGAGGAGACGAGCCCCUUUGUCAGCGUCCUGACCCACAUGCUCUGCUACUGCCAGAAGUACGUCUCGCAGAAGAAGUCCAACCUCACCCACUGGCACCCGGUCCUUGGCUGGUUCUCCCAGACGGUGGAUUAUGGCUUGAACGAGUCAAUGCCGUUGCUCACCAAGCAGCUUCAGCACCUCUGGGGGGCCCACAUGAUCCGCAUCCUCUUCAGCGACGUGCUCAGCAAAAAACUCCUGGAGAGCCAAGAUGCUGCUCGCCAGCUCCCACCAGCCCCCUCCCCGCAGAACAGCCUGCCCGUGAAGAGCCUCUUCAGGCGCGCCUUCCAGAAAUCGACCUCCGUUCGCAACAUCCUUAAGCCCAUUGGCGGCAAAAGGGUGGACUCGGCAGAGGUGCAGAAGGUGUGCAGCAUCUGCGUCCUGUACCAGAUGGCGCUGACCACCCUAACGCAGAUUCGGCUGCAGAUCCUCACAGGCCUCACUUACCUGGACGACCUCUUGCCCAAGCUCUGGGCCCUCAUCUGUGAGCUGGGCCCCCAGGGGGGGCUGAAGGUCUUCCUGGAGUGUUUGAACAACCACACCGAGGAGUCCAAGCGGCUGCUGGCAAUGCUGAUGCUCUUCUGCGACUGCUCACGCCACCUCAUCACGAUACUGGACGACAUUGAAGUCUACGAAGAGCAGAUCUCCUUCAAGCUGGAAGAGCUGGUUACGAUCUCCUCUUUCCUGAACUCCUUUGUCUUUAAGAUGAUCUGGGAUGGGAUUCUGGAGAAUGCUAAGGGGGAAACCCUGGAGCUCUUCCACUCAGUCCACAGCUGGCUGAUGGUCCUCUACGAGAGAGACUGCCGGCGGCGCUUUGCUCCGGAGGACCACUGGCUGCGCAAGGACCUCAAGCCCAACUUGCUGUUCCAGGAGCUCGACAAAGAUCGGAAACGAGCCCAGCUGGUCCUGCAGUACAUCCCCCAUGUCGUCCCCCACAAAAAUCGGGUUCUUCUCUUCCGGAAUAUGGUCACCAAAGAGAAAGAGCAGCUGGGCUUGGUGGAGACCAGCUCUGCAUCGCCUCACGUCACCCACAUCACCAUCCGUCGGUCCCGCAUGCUGGAGGAUGGCUACGAGCAGCUGCGCCAGCUCUCUCAGAACGCCAUGAAGGGCGUCAUCCGGGUGAAGUUUGUGAACGAUCUGGGCAUGGAUGAAGCGGGCAUCGACCAGGAUGGCGUCUUCAAGGAGUUCUUGGAGGAGAUCAUCAAGAAGGUCUUUGACCCGGCCCUCAACCUCUUCAAGACCACCAGCGGGGACGAGAGGCUGUACCCCUCCCCCACCGCUUACAUCCACGAGAACUUCCUACAGCUCUUUGAGUUUGUUGGGAAGAUGCUGGGAAAGGCCGUUUAUGAGGGAAUUGUGGUGGACGUCCCCUUUGCCUCGUUCUUCCUGAGCCAGUUGCUCGGCCAUCAUCACAGCAUCUUCUACAGUUCGGUGGACGAACUUCCCUCGUUGGAUUCCGAGUUCUAUAAGAACCUGACCUCCAUCAAGCGCUACGAAGGAGAUACCAGUGAUCUGGGCCUCACCCUCUCCUACGAUGAAGAUGUGAUGGGCCAGCUUGUGUGCCACGAACUCAUUCCAGGGGGAAAGACCAUCCCCGUGACCAAUGAGAACAAGAUCAGCUACAUCCACCUGAUGGCCCACUUCCGCAUGCACACCCAGAUCAAGAACCAGACGGCCGCCUUCAUCGGUGGCUUCCGGUCCAUAAUCAAGCCCGAGUGGAUCCGGGUCUUCUCUGCACCCGAGUUGCAGCGGUUGAUAUCUGGAGACAAUGCUGAGAUCGACCUGGAGGACUUGAAGAAACACACUGUCUACUACGGGGGCUUCCAUGGCAGCCACAGGGUCAUCAUCUGGCUCUGGGACAUCCUUGCCAACGAUUUCAGCCCCGAGGAAAGAGCCAUGUUUCUCAAGUUUGUUACCAGUUGCUCCCGGCCGCCACUGCUGGGCUUCGUCUACCUCAAGCCUCCCUUCUCCAUCCGGUGCGUGGAAGUGUCGGAUGACCAGGACACGGGGGACACCCUGGGCAGCGUUCUGCGGGGGUUCUUCACCAUCCGGAAGAAGGAGCCGGGGGGGCGCCUGCCCACCUCCUCCACCUGCUUCAAUCUCCUGAAGCUGCCCAACUACAGCAAGAAGAGCGUUCUGAGGGAGAAGCUGCGCUACGCCAUCAGCAUGAACACGGGCUUUGAGCUCUCAUAGCAGCCCUGGCAGGAGAGAAGGGCCCAGGGGCCAGUUGGCCAGACAAGCAGCGCCUUCCCGGAGCCUUGGCGAGCAAGGUGGGCCCGAAGCCCUUGGGACUCAGGUGCCCAGGUAGAAAAGGAGCUGCCUCCAGCACUGCUUUGCUCCUCGGAGACCGCAGCUGGCCUGCCAUUAAACGUAGCCUUGCCUGCAAACCUUGUGCAGUUACCCGUUGCGGGCAGGGGGUCGCUGGAGGUCGUACCGCGUGGAGGGCUGGGCAGGAGGUCCCUUGGGUUAAGAGCCCCCCCAGGCUGUUGCGGAGGGCUGGGCCAUUCAUGCCAUCUCGUCUCUUCCUCUGCAUUGCCGAGACCUUCCCGUCUGUCCUGGUCAAACUUCCCAGCUGCUCUGGGCGGGCUCUGGCCAAGCUCUUCCAGGGCUCCCGUGUAAGAAGCCACCGAGGCCCCGGCCUGCUCCUGCUCAGAGGGGAUGAGAGAUUUGAGUUAGCAGCGGCCAGAAAACCUGUUCCUCACUGAGCCUGCAAGGCUGCCUUUACCUCUUGAUCCCAAAGUGGGAGUCCUUGUUCAGCCCAGUUUUGUUCUCUUGAACUGCUGGCCAAACUAGUUUGGCUUUGGAUCAACUUUGCUCCAAAGGCCCCCAGGCCCUCCCCAGCAAGGAACAGGAGACCGCUUUCAUCUUACUGAGAUGGCUCUCCCAUUGCAGCCCCUCUAGUCGCGGGACUGGAAUCCACCGGUCAGCCGUCAGUGACCAAGACCCAGGGCAGGGUGACUCCAGUGUGUGAAUCAAGAGGGUCCUUAGAACGACCUCCCUGUGGGAAAGCCUGGCGCAGAAGGCGCUCGAGUACCCUUGGGCCGAUUGGUGGGGUCUUUCAGCCCCAAGAACGAGCGCAUAGGCAGAGGUGAGGGGGAACCGCUGGGCAGACCAGGGUGGUCCUGUGUCAGUUCUCUCAGGGACUUUGUUGUUCUGAAGUUUAGUUUGGCUGUUUGUGGAUGGAGGCACUAAUUGCAGGUGGGUUGAGACCAGGGGGCUCCCAAAGUUGGCAACUUUAAGACUUGUGGACUUCAACUCCCAGAAUUCCCCAGCCAUUAUGCUACACUUGUCAACUUUGGAGAGCCGUAAUGUAGACUGAAGUGGGCGUUUGCACCCUGUCUUGAUGUGGGGCAGAUCGUUCUGUCCUCCUCUUGAAGUUUCCCAAGCCCCAUGGAAUGAGCUUGGAGCCUGCGGAGGUUCUGCCGUCUGUGGAUCUGGUUGUACUCCCACUGGUCUUCCUCAGGAGCGUGUGUGCACGCGUGGAUGUACUUAUUUUGAACAAAUAGAAGCGGCUGAUCAAGAAAGGCUACCCAGCGUUUUUCUACCUUUUAAAAUAAAUUGGGUGAAUCUGUCCAUAGGAAAACAUCUUUUGCUCCCAGUCCAGCUCUAUUAAGUGGCGGUUUUCCACAAGAGUCUGGAGCUCAGCAUGUCUGGGGCCGGAUUGUGAUCCUGCUCCCAGGUAGCUGCACUGCUUGUGUGCGAGUGUUUAUUUUAGGAAGACAGAUUACAAACCUCAAGUGUGUCACCCUUUUGCACAAAUGUUGUAAAAUAUGAAGAAAGAAGAGUUGGUUUGUAACAAACUAAAAACAGUGCAAGGUAUUUUGAGAAUGUUGCUUUUAUUUAAAUCCAGUUCUUUUUAAUUUUAGAACAUAGCUACUGCCUUGAAAUACACCCCCCCCCCUUCUCAAUAAAGGGCUGGACCCAGACAGGAUCAUAAGUGUGGAGCUGUUCUGGAUGCUGGUUCACCCCGUUUCCUUCCUGAUUUUCCGUUGGGGAUUAUGCAGUGUGGACCUGUGGCUGCCACUGUGGGCCUUCCAGAGAGAGGUUUCAAAUUGCCCUCUUGGAGGAGGGGUGCAGCCUCCCCCCACUUCUGGUGCCCUCCCACCCACUGGAAUCCAGGAGUGGCCAGUCCCAAGGAGCCUGGCAGCAGCUGCCCGUGGCUUCCCACAACCUUCAAUGCGCAAACUGGGGCUUUAAAAUGCACAGGCCCCUCCCUCGCACAUUGUGCCGUUGCUCAGGUCACCUGGAGGCCCUUCCUUGGAAGCCAUCGGUUCUCUUCUCUCCCCAUGCCCUGCACCCUGCAUGCGUCUUUUCCCAGGAGAGACUUUUGCCGAGGAAAUCAAUAAAUUAUUUUGCUCUUGGAUCACUUAGUAUUUUUUUAGUUACGGCCCGUUCUUCACACUGGAAAUUCAGGAAUACAGGAAAUAAAGUUGAAAAACUGGUUGAA